This is a messenger RNA of Hordeum vulgare subsp. vulgare (domesticated barley), 1279 nucleotides long. RefSeq lists its product as uncharacterized. Gene Ontology annotation, biological process: mitochondrial proton-transporting ATP synthase complex assembly. NCBI's taxonomy places the organism in Eukaryota, Viridiplantae, Streptophyta, Magnoliopsida, Poales, Poaceae. The record is from RefSeq and is a predicted model, not a curated record. The coding region runs from base 103 to 825 and encodes 240 amino acids. The transcript is spliced from 4 exons. Gene Ontology annotation, cellular component: mitochondrion.
AAUCCGGAGGGCUCUUCUUGUUGCUCCGCCUAAUCCCGAAACAUUCCGCCACCAUCUGAGAAAAGAAACCCCACCACCACCAGCCUCCCUUCUGCUCCGGUUAUGCGGCGGCUACCGCUGCGGCUCCUGCGCUCCGCGGCCGCCGGAUCGCUCCGGCGCCCCGCCCCCUCACGUGGCGGCUGUCCUGUCCCUCGAGCGCCACGUCUGCCGGCGGAGGCAGCCGCCGGGCCGGCUGAGCUUGCCCGCUGGCUGCCGCGGAGAGGGUACUCCCGGUUCGCGAGCGGAUUCACCCCCUUGGAGCCGAAGAAGCUGGGAUCCAUCCUCGACGUCGAGCGCGCCAAGGGCCUCUCCCCCGAACACCUCGUCGCGGCAUGGGAUGACUACCACUUGGGAAGAGGUCACAUUGGUGUAUCUAUGAAAGCAAAGCUUUACCGUCUCUUGGAACAAAGAUCGGCUACAUGCCCAUAUUUUGUUAUUCCUUUGUGGAGAGGAAGUGGAUAUACCACCAUGUUUAUGCAAGUCCAGCUGCCACACAUGAUCUUCACAGGACUUGAAGACUACAAAGCAAGAGGAACUCAAGCAAGCCCUUACUGUACAGUCACUCAUUUCACAGAGUUUGCAGAAACCAAGGAUACAGUGCUUGUCCGAGGAGACGUUGUCUUCACCAGCAAACUAACCGAUGCAGAGGCGAAGUGUCUUUUAGAGACAGCACACUCGUUCUACCUGAACGAUGUGCGGUACAAGCUCGUGGAGCGUUUCAACAAGGAAACACGCGAUUUCGAGUUCAAAGACGUCCUUCAGGCGCUUGAAAUGCCGUCCAUGUGAGCAGAGAUGUGAAGCCAUCGUGCGAUGAUUAAGCUUCCCAGCACGGUGAACCUGAAGCUACUGCCGAGAAUGAAACUAUGAGUUCUUCACCUCCCCCUGCCCCCCACCCCACCCCAUUUUUGUUGUGGCAGUUGUAUCCGGAAAAACAACACCCCUAAGGCCUUUAAUUUGCAGAGUGGUCGUUCAUCCUGCUGAUUUACCUUAGCCAUAGCAAAGAAGCGAACCUAAGCAGACCCGGGCAAGGAUUUAAUAGCCAUUCUGUAGCUAUUUUGCUGUUUUUUUCUCAUAGCCUCUUGGCUAAAAUUUUCACAAUAAUAUGGUAGAAACAGAAACACGCUAUACUUGUUUCAGAUCCUAGCGACAAAAUGUGUGUUUAAAUUAUGGAUGGAAAUCAGCUGUGUGGUGUUUUCCACUUGAUCUGAUGACUGUUAAUCGAAAAACGUUAUUCUGCUCA